Messenger RNA from Capsicum annuum, 2043 nucleotides. RefSeq names its product wee1-like protein kinase. Gene Ontology annotation, molecular function: protein kinase activity; ATP binding. The transcript is spliced from 10 exons. The coding region runs from base 202 to 1716 and encodes 504 amino acids. Gene Ontology annotation, biological process: protein phosphorylation. Lineage: Eukaryota; Viridiplantae; Streptophyta; Magnoliopsida; Solanales; Solanaceae. The record is from RefSeq and is a predicted model, not a curated record.
GUUUAGUAAUUGGUGCAAGAAAAAAAGCUUCCACAGCACGCCUGGCUCCCAUUCCCCCCUAUCCCCGCUAUCUACAGUAGUAGUCAGUAGAUUGUAUAGCCCAAAUAUAUAAACCCGCUCAAAUUUGAAAUCUCCCAAAUCCCCAUUACCAAAACACUGACACCAAACACGAGCACUUCAAACUCCAUUUACCCAACUGAAAUGGAGCGGAAAUCCCAAAAUCGAACAAGCAAUAGACAAAGAAACAGCAACAAGAGGAUGAUGAACAAGGGUUCGCUUUCCAGACACUUCACUGUUUCCCUUCCUCCGCUUCCGCUUCCGCAUCAACAGCAGCAGCUGCAAUCUACGUUUUCUAAUGUCCCUUUAUCGAAUCCGUCGAGAUUCCAGAAUGUUCUGGAGUCUGAGGAACUUUCGGGAGCUCAAUCUCAUUUGCCGUUGAAUCUCGAUGCUGAUCCUGAUGAUGUUGCUGAAAAGGAUUUUAUUCUUAGCCAAGAUUUCUUCUGUACUCCGGACUACAUAACUCCAGAUGCACCCGCAAUUUGUAAUGGGCUUGAUGGUGAUAAGGAUGAAUAUACGCCUUGUCCCAAAUCACCUGAGAAGCUUCUAACUGUAUCAAGAAAGAGGCCGCGACUAGCGGUUACAUCGGUAAUGCCUUUUAGUUCCGAGUUCCAUGACCAGCAGCAGCAGCUAGCAGAUGUCCCUACAGAUACUUUUGGGACAGACGAAACGAAAUCAGAAAAGAUAAGUGACUCAGAAAAGGGUCCCAGUUAUGUGUCACAGUCUGCUAUUGCUUUAAGAUAUCGAGUCAUGCCUCCUCCUUGCAUUAGAAACCCUUAUCUCGGGAAUGCUUCCGAGAUAGAUGUUGAUCCUUUUGGAAACCAGAGAUCCAAGUUCCCAGGUUUUAACCCUGCAAUUUUUGGUAAUGAUGGUUUGUCACGGUAUCGUACUGAUUUCCAUGAAAUUGAGCAAAUUGGUAGCGGGAACUUCAGCCGUGUUUUCAAAGUCUUUAAGAGGAUCGAUGGAUGUAUGUAUGCAGUAAAACAUAGCACUAAGCAGCUACAUCAAAACACAGAUAGGAGACAGGCUUUGAUGGAAGUGCAAGCUUUAGCUGCUUUAGGACCUCAUGAGAACGUAGUUGGCUAUUAUUCAUCUUGGUUUGAAAAUGAACACCUUUACAUCCAAAUGGAGCUCUGUGACCACAGCUUAUCCAAUAAAAAAUAUUCCAAACUAUUUUCAGAGGUAGAAGUUUUGGAAGCAAUGUAUCAGGUAGCCAAGGCAUUGCAGUAUAUACAUCAGAAAGGGGUAGCUCAUUUAGAUGUAAAGCCAGAUAAUAUUUAUGUGAAAAGUGGUGUAUAUAAGCUUGGUGAUUUUGGAUGUGCAACUCUUCUUGAUAAGAGCCAGCCAAUUGAAGAGGGCGAUGCACGUUAUAUGCCCCAAGAAAUACUUAAUGAGGACUAUGAUCAUCUGGACAAAGUUGACAUAUUCUCCUUGGGUGCUGCAAUGUAUGAACUUAUUAGAGGGUCUCCAUUGCCAGAAUCAGGGCCUCAUUUUCUUAACCUCAGGGAGGGGAAGUUGCCACUUCUUCCCGGUCACUCCAUGCAAUUUCAGAAUCUACUCAAGGCAAUGAUGGACCCAGAUCCAACACGCCGCCCUUCUGCAAAAAGCCUUGUGGAUAAUCCAAUCUUUGAAAGAUGGCAAAGAAAUGCUAACAAGUAGAUAGCCGUGUAAAUCAUUACUUUCUCAGUUUUGUCGAGGGCUACUUUUGCCAUGACCCCGAAUUCAAAGCUGCAGUUUCUCAUGCAGCAUCUGGUGCUGAUCUAUUACCAUUUCUGUCUAUAGAAAUAUAGCCCCAGAUUAAAUGGAGGUGAGGAAGAAAAAAAACCAAAUCUUCCAAACAGGCUAUAUCAUGCACCAAAUUUUCCCAUUUUGAUGGUGCUACUUUUGCCAAAUAUUGUACCAAGAGGAAAUGUUGUAUUCUAAUUGGCCUGCAAACUGUGGUUUGUAUGUCAUUAUGGAUUUAAGCUGAUUUAUUCAGUUACAAAA